GCUCCAUUGGCCAACAACACACACAAAGACAAGUGUAAGUUUUAGGGAAGUAAGAAGAAGAAGAAGAAGAAGAAGAAAAUGGCCAAAUUGUUCAUGGCUUUGCUCUUGGCUCUCGUGGCCACUACAACCCUAGCUAGACCUACGCCAAAUGAGGCCACCUUCAAUGACCAAAAGAACUUCCUCACCUACGGCGGUGUCGGUGGCUACUCCGGCAUUGGCGGCAAUGGGCUCCCAUUCGGUGGUGUAGGGGGUGCCAUAGGAGGAACUGGCCUCGGUGGUGGUCUUGGUGGCGGUCUCGGUGGUGGUCUUGGUGGCGCUACAGGAAUUGGUGGACUAGGUGGACUCGGAGGCGUUGGAGGUGGCUUGGGUGGAGGUGGCCUCGGUGGAACCAUUGGCGGAACUACUGGCGGUCUCGGUGGUGGUCUCGGUGGUGGUCUUGGUGGCGGCGUUGGUGGAGCAUCUGGUGUUACUUAUCCUUGAAAAAUUAUUUAGUUAUGUUUGAUUUUUACUUAAAAAGUUCUUGCAGUUUGAUGUUUGUUUAAUUAAUAUUGUGUCAAGAGAUGUAGCUGUCGAGUUGUUUAGUGACCUUAUAACAUUUGUUUGUGUUUGGUUUUUGUUUAAAUUUGUUUGUGAUUAUCUUUUGUUUGUUCAGUUUCUCAGUAUAAAUCAAACAUCUGUUUGCUAAUCU
Molecule: messenger RNA, 688 nt
Organism: Benincasa hispida (wax gourd)
Lineage: Eukaryota; Viridiplantae; Streptophyta; Magnoliopsida; Cucurbitales; Cucurbitaceae
Source: RefSeq, a predicted model, not a curated record